This is a messenger RNA of Scheffersomyces stipitis CBS 6054, 1109 nucleotides long. It is a transcript of the gene ERG25, whose product is annotated as methylsterol monooxygenase. The transcript has a single exon. Gene Ontology annotation, biological process: ergosterol biosynthetic process. Gene Ontology annotation, molecular function: C-4 methylsterol oxidase activity; iron ion binding. The record is from RefSeq and is a predicted model, not a curated record. Lineage: Eukaryota; Fungi; Ascomycota; Pichiomycetes; Serinales; Debaryomycetaceae. Bases 115 to 1032 code for a protein of 305 amino acids.
UUCUUCGCUUUAUCUUGACAGCACCGUCUCCGAACUGUUCACUUGCAUAAUUCCGUUGCCGUGCGUUUCGGUCCAAUCUAAAUCAUCUCAAGCAAUCUUGAAUCAGAUCUAAUCAUGUCCAGCGUCUACCACGACUACUCGACCUUCAAGAACGUCACCUCGUUCGCCGACUCGUUGCAAAACUUCCAGCAGGUGGAUGGCCUCAACACUUUCGAACAAAUAUGGGGUGCCUACUACUAUUACAUGGGUAACGACUUGUUUGCUACCGGUUUGCUUUUUUUUGUCACCCACGAGUUCUUCUACUUCGGCAGAUGUAUCCCAUGGAUGAUCAUCGACAGAAUUCCAUACUUCAACAAGUUCAAGAUCCAAGACACCAAGCUUCCUUCCAGUAAGGAACAGUGGGAAUGUCUCAAGUCUGUUUUAACUUCGCAUUUCCUCGUUGAAGCCUUUCCUAUAUGGUUCUUCCAUCCUUUGUGCCAAUACAUUGGAAUCAGCUACCAAGUUCCUUUUCCAUCCGUCACCGACAUUUUGAUCCAGUUGUCUGUUUUCUUUGUACUCGAGGACGCAUGGCACUACUGGUUCCACAGAGCCUUACACUACGGAGUUUUCUACAAAUACAUCCACAAACAACACCACAGAUAUGCUGCUCCUUUUGGUUUAGCAGCUGAGUACGCCCAUCCUAUUGAAGUCAUGUUGUUGGGUUUCGGUACCGUCGGUAUUCCAAUUGUUUGGUGUGUCUUGACUGGAAACUUGCAUCUUUUCACCAUCUGUAUCUGGAUCGUAUUGAGAUUGUUUCAAGCCGUGGACGCACACUCUGGAUACGAAUUCCCAUGGUCGUUGCACAACUUCCUUCCAUUCUGGGCAGGCGCAGACCACCACGACGAACAUCACCACUACUUCAUUGGCAGUUACGCUUCUUCCUUCAGAUGGUGGGAUUUCGUCUUAGACACCGAGGCAGGCCCAAAGGCUAAGGCAAGCAGAGAGAGAAAGAUGAAGGCUGCUGCUGAAAAGGUACAAAAGAAGAGUCAAUAGGCAACUCAACAUAAGAGCUAGAUACUGUUAUAGAAUACUGAAAAGCCAAUUUUCCACCAAUAAUACAGAACAUAUUC